CGUGGAAUUAAUGGAAUGACUAAUAAUGAAACCCGUACUAGUUGUUUUUAAUUUGAUCUAUGGUUUUCUGUCCUAGCUCACUUAUGUGCGCGCGCGUCCCUCUCGAACCACGUGACCAUGUUCCUGGAAAGUUCCUGGAAACACGAAACAUCCUCCUGGUUUUCAUCCCGAUCCUGGUUGGUUGUCCAUGUCCAGGCCGCAGAAGGUUGGAGGCGUUCAAUGAGCUGCCAGCCCUCAGAGUCCCCCGACGCCGUCCAAACCAACCCGGGAGGGGCAGCUGCUGCCUGGGGAGGACUGGAUUGUGACGAGAGACGCCUCUCUUUGGCCAUGAAGGAGCUGAAAAGCGCAGGCUGGUACUGGGGAAGCCUGAGCGCCAACGAGGUCAAAGAGAUCCUGCGGGACGCUGCGGUGGGAACCUUCCUGGUGCGGGACAGCUCUCAAAGCAACUACCUGUUCACCAUCUCCACCAUGACGUGGGCGGGGCCCACCAACCUCCGCAUCGAGUACGACCAGGGCAAGUUCAAGCUGGACUCGGUGCUCCUGGUCAGGCCCAAACUCAAGCAGUUUGACAGCGUGGUCCACCUGGUGGACCACUAUGUCCGCAUGUCCAUGGUCAGCCAGAAGACUCCGCCCUCCACGUCGUCCAACAGCACGGUGCCGCUGCUCCUCACCCGGCCCGCCUACGCCACCGUUACGCCGCUACAGCACCUGUGUCGCGUCACCAUCAACAGACACGCCAGGCGGGUCCGGGACCUGCCCCUACCAAACAGGCUGAAGGACUACGUGGCGGACUACGCCUACAACGUGUGACGCCAUCAGCUGACUGUUUCUGAGGCCGCAAGGAGACCAAAGACGUCACGUGAUCACGGCGCCGACGUCAUUCCACAGCGUUUUUUUCCUCUUUGGUACAGGUGGAAGGACCGAUGACUUUUAUGAAAGCCAAAGCAGUGUGUCUGCCACGGAUGGCCGACCUCUGACCUCAUGCACAAAUUGUGAUUAUUUGAUAUUUAAAUAAAGAUGUUGACUACC
This is a messenger RNA of Nerophis ophidion (straightnose pipefish), 1029 nucleotides long. RefSeq names its product suppressor of cytokine signaling 2 (gene socs2). The record is from RefSeq and is a predicted model, not a curated record. NCBI's taxonomy places the organism in Eukaryota, Metazoa, Chordata, Actinopteri, Syngnathiformes, Syngnathidae. Gene Ontology annotation, cellular component: phosphatidylinositol 3-kinase complex. Gene Ontology annotation, biological process: phosphatidylinositol phosphate biosynthetic process; intracellular signal transduction. Gene Ontology annotation, molecular function: 1-phosphatidylinositol-3-kinase regulator activity.